This is a messenger RNA of Aspergillus melleus, 651 nucleotides long. RefSeq lists its product as uncharacterized. Gene Ontology annotation, biological process: transmembrane transport. The transcript has 2 exons. The coding region runs from base 1 to 651 and encodes 216 amino acids. Lineage: Eukaryota; Fungi; Ascomycota; Eurotiomycetes; Eurotiales; Aspergillaceae. Gene Ontology annotation, cellular component: membrane. The record is from RefSeq and is a predicted model, not a curated record. Gene Ontology annotation, molecular function: ATP binding; ABC-type transporter activity.
AUGCUUCUCCUAAUCAUCCAGUUCUACGUCUUUACCUCGACGUUCGCAUCGUUCAUCAUUUCCGCGCUCCCGGAUGCCGAGACCGGCGGCACCAUCGCCACCCUCCUGUUCAUGAUGACCCUCGUCUUCAACGGCGUGAUGCAGCCCCCGAACGCCCUCCCGGGCUUCUGGAUCUUCAUGUACCGCGUCUCGCCCCUCACGUACCUGAUUGCCGGCAUCACGGGGACCGGGUUACACGGACGAGCAAUCGUGUGCGCCAGCGAGGAACUCAGCGUCUUCGAUCCUCCCAGCGGCCAAACUUGCGGUCAGUACCUGGCCGCCUACCUGCAGGCCGCGCCGGGUCAGCUGUACAACCCAAGCGCAACGCAGGGUUGCGAGUACUGUCAGCUCCGCAACGCGGACCAGUAUCUAGCCAGUUCCAAUAUCUACUACAGCGAACGCUGGCGCAACUUCGGCAUCGGAUGGGCGUACAUCGGUUUCAACAUCUUCGGCACCGUCCUGCUGUACUACAUGUUCCGGGUCAAACACUACAACCCGACCUCCUUAGUCCGGGGGGUCGUGCGCGGCGCGAAAUUCAUCUGUCGCGUAUUCAAGCGACGAUCGGGCGAGACGCCGAAGGGACGAGAGGCGGAGAAUGGUCGGUUGGUGUGA